AUGCACCAGCAGUUGACAGAAAAGUAUCGCCCGGGGUCGCUGUUAGAGGUAGUUGGAAACAGAGAAGUUGUUUCAUCUCUUCAGUCGAUCUCAAGUGCAGGUAGGAUCCCUAACAUGCUGUUCUACGGGCCUCCGGGUACAGGCAAAACAACGUCGAUAAGAGCCAUCGCAAACAACCUCCCAAGAACAAGUGUUCUCGAGCUGAAUGCAAGUGACGAGAGAGGAAUAGCAACUGUAAGAGAAACCAUAAAGGAAUUUGCAUCAACAUACUCCAAGACAAUGAAGCUGGUCAUACUGGACGAGGCCGACAUGAUGAGCAGGGAUGCCCAGAAUGCCCUCAGAAGGAUAAUCGAAGACUUUAGUGCAAACACAAGGUUCUGUCUAAUAGCUAAUCACCUAAGAAAGAUAAUUUCUCCCAUUCUUUCUAGAUGCACCAAGUUCCGAUUUGGCCCUAUUGGAGACACAGAAAAUAGGAUAGAGGAGAUAUGCAAAAGAGAAAGCAUCAAGUACACCCCAGAGGGAAUCAAGGCGGUGUCUCGGAUUUCCAUGGGGGACAUGCGUAAGGCGGUUAACGACAUCCAGGGAAUAUCUGCAUCCUUGGGCCAGGUCGACGAAUCGAAUGUGCGGAGAUUUAACGGAAUUGCUCCUUCAUCUGUUUAUGAGGAGCUAUUUAGGAAUCUCGGGAGUAUGGGCAUGCCGGAGCUUAGGGUCGAGCUCGAGCGUCUGAGAUAUGAGUACAGCAUGGAUUGUGAUGCUUUAUUGGGAAAUCUUGGAGAGCUGGUCCGGGAAAGCAAAAUGAGAAACAAAAUGAAAAUACUAAAGGAGAUGAGCGAUAUCGAGUAUAGAAAAAGCAUAGGGUGCAGCGAAAAAGUCCAAUUGGAUGCCAUCAUUUCUAUAUUUAUACUUAACAGAAGCUGA
This is a messenger RNA of Encephalitozoon cuniculi GB-M1, 918 nucleotides long. RefSeq lists its product as uncharacterized. Gene Ontology annotation, cellular component: DNA replication factor C complex; nucleus. Gene Ontology annotation, biological process: DNA repair; DNA-templated DNA replication. NCBI's taxonomy places the organism in Eukaryota, Fungi, Microsporidia, Unikaryonidae. The coding region runs from base 1 to 918 and encodes 305 amino acids. The record is from RefSeq and is marked provisional. Gene Ontology annotation, molecular function: DNA clamp loader activity; ATP hydrolysis activity; DNA binding. The transcript has a single exon.